CCCAAAGACACUGUCGCGUAAUUUUUUUCCUUUUCCUUUUUGUUUUGAUCUCUCUCAUCUCGACGCGGGUCCAAGAUCAGGAUAAGCUACCUUGGCCAAACAACCACCCCGACGAAUUGAUUCAUGCGAUUCUUGCAUUAACGAAUUCAUCUUUUAAACCUGACAACGCGAUCGAGUUAGGACGUGAUUUUUUUUAGGCACUGAGGCUAUCUUAGCAACACCCCCAGCAAAUCCAUCUCAAAAGACAACUUUUCCCACCUGGGAAGCACUGGCGCUCCUUUCUGCUGCCACCCAUCGCAAUCACAAACAAAGCCAGCAGACCAGCCACCUCAUCACAAGGAAGCGCCAUGUCAUAUCAGACGGUGUUCAUUGGGCGGGAGGUCGAGGCGACCAGAGAGGACAUCAUGAUGCGACCCUCUUCCACAACAAGCCCAAUCAUGGGUGAUAUCAGUAUGGGCCAGGAACAGAAUGAGAAUGACUUGGAUUCCUUCCCUCUGGUCACCUCGGAUUUAUUCGGUUUGGGUGCAAGCAGUGUUGCUGCUGAACCUCCAGCUGCAGGCCCUAACGGCAGAGAAGAAGAAUACUACAACAUUAGCCCUAGGCCUGAAGCUACUUCUAAUCAGUUGGAGGAGCUUGGUCAUUCAGAGGAUCACCAUCCAGAGGAUCGUCAUUCAGAGGAUCGUCAUUCAGAGGACCUGCGUCAUUCAGAGGACCUAGGUGACUCCGAGGAGCGACGCCAUUCAAAGGACCUCGGUUAUCUAGAGGGCGAUCAUUUAGCCCCGCUGGAAGAGAGCCCGGCCAUGGAUGACUCUGCGCCCAAUACCCCGGAGGCCGAAUCAAUUGCGAAACCCGCUAAGAGGAGAGGUCGUCCACCCAAGGCCAAGUCCAAGGUCGAAGCAGCUCCAGUUGCGCAGGCACAGCCCGCUGUCAAGAAACGCGGUCCCGGUCGCCCUCCGAGAGCUGCUGCCACUACCACUGCCGCUGCUCCUCCCGCGCCAUCGCAGCCAGCACCCAAAAAACGCGGUCGCCCUCCCAAGUCCGCCAAAGCUUCUGAAGAUGAGGCUCCAGCCAAAAGGCGCCGCACUGACUCCGCUGCCGGUCCGUAUCCCCCAUUCCCAACGCCCAUUUCGCGGUUCUGUAUCUUUCACUCGCGCACUGGAGAACUGACGCGUUACUUCUAGAACCACGCCGCCUGCGGGGCUCCCUCUCGGCCACCCAACCUGC
Sodiomyces alkalinus F11 is the source of this 1224-nucleotide messenger RNA. RefSeq lists its product as hypothetical. Gene Ontology annotation, molecular function: DNA binding. Lineage: Eukaryota; Fungi; Ascomycota; Sordariomycetes; Glomerellales; Plectosphaerellaceae. The coding region runs from base 348 to 1181 and encodes 277 amino acids. The transcript is spliced from 3 exons. The record is from RefSeq and is a predicted model, not a curated record.